UGUCUCAUGGACUUGUGGUGCCGUAUCAUGAGCGUCAUGACCAGGGCUGUUUUGGUUCUCAGGGCGGAUCACCCAUAGAGUGUUGUCUCUCCCUUUUCCAGAAGGCUGAUGGAAGAGGGAUCCAGCAGUUCCGAUGGAUCCAAAGAACCCGUCACCUUCAGCUUCAUGACGGAAUACUCGCGAUUGCCUUGCAACCAGUGUUUGUUCUUCGCCUCGGCAUUUGGCUGCAAGCGUGGCGACGCCUGCGCGUUUUGCCACCACGUGAUCCCAGAGAAGCUUCCGAGCGCCCGGCCGCGUAAAGCACGGCGUGAUGCGCUGAAGGCUCAAAUUUGGGGCCUGCUGCAGCAAUUGGAUGUGGAAAAGCAAGAGCCGCAGGAAGUUGUCUACCAGUUGCAGUCCGCAAGUCGGCAAUGUGAGUACAGCCGCGUCAUCAGCCAGAAUGCAGUAGAUAGCCUGCUCCAGCAGGUUGAAAUGAAGCAUCGAGCACAGGGACACCCUGUACCCCCACGUGGUGAGACUUGCAACGAAAGUUGCGGGGCUUUGCACCGUUUCUCGGUGUAAUUGCAGGUUCCUCCUCCCUUGUUCGUGUACUGUGCACAAAGGGUCAAAGUGCACAAAAAGUACACUCAAACAGGAGAUCGGAUAUUGUAUUAUAUGUAUUUAUGUCGGGUCGAAAAACCGUGAAAACCCGUACUGCCACC
This is a messenger RNA of Cladocopium goreaui, 701 nucleotides long. Lineage: Eukaryota; Dinophyceae; Suessiales; Symbiodiniaceae. The record is from the annotation of a GenBank genome assembly.